AACCCUAACCCUAACAGCCGCCGCCUCACAACCUCAUCACCCUCAUCUCUCGCCUCUCUCUCUCUAUCUCUCUCGCCUCUAUUCAAACGGAGACCGAAAAAAAAGCCUAAUCAAAGCGCCGCCGCUCAAUCCUUCUCCCUCGUUUUGCUUCUCCGAACCAGAAACCCUCUGGUGUCUCAUCCCACAAUCGCCGCUAUUCCUCACCUCCCUCUUUCUCCUGCCUUCUAUCUAGAAAUCGCGACCGAAAGAAAAGGAGGAAGACCCGACCUUGGUCUCUCCAUUCUCUUCUCGGUCCUUCUCUUUCCAAAAAGAAAACAAACCGCCUCCUCCCCUCUGUGAACAAAAUUUGCCUCUCUCUCUCUCUCUCUCUCUCUCGGGUAAUAACGAGAGCGAAGGCGAAUGGAAAGGCGGCGACGGGAAGACUAGCGGAGCCUCGACGGCGACGACUGAUUGAGGGGUUUUCGAGUCUCUGGUUUCGGUGGGGAGGAAGAGAGGCGACACGAGGCGGCGACUACGGGCUUCGAAACCAGCAAGGGCGGCCUCAGGACAGACAGACAAACGGCGUUUAGAUCUGGGAAUAGUAGUCGACGGAGACGGUAGCAGAGGCUAAAGAUUUGGGCUUGCGGAAGUACGGUUUUAGCCUUGUACAAUAGGAGAACAACCUCCGAGGAAAUGCCCAGUUUGUGAUCUCGAAUCAGAAAGCUCCCAUCUCCACCAUCCAGCGCAUCCGAGGCUUCCGAUCGUGAGCUACCAGCUUCAGGAUCUCUCUCUAAUGUCGCAAAUUGCGAAGGGUGAAUGAACCCUACUUCGUUGCUGAGCACGAAGGAGCACCAAAGCAGCCGAAAAACCAAAUUGAACAUAGGGUUGAGCGAAUAAAUUGAACGAAGGGGAAACAAUUUGACGACGGUGCUUACAUGAGGGGAUCGGAAUAGAGAAUGCAUUCGAAUUGAUUCAACAAUUGCGACAUGUUUUCGCUCUGAAUAGUACCUUCAGGCUUCAGUCAUCAUUACGAACUCCAGCGUCGAUUUAUUAGAAAUUGGAAACGGAAAGAAACUAAUGAAGUCAGCCCUAUCAUUCCAAACCCAAGUUGUGAAGAAAGAAGACUCCGUCGAAACUCGGCCGAAGAGGAAGCGGACGGCGAGAGCUGCCGGCGAAUAAAGAUUUUGUUUCUCCCCCGAUUCCACUUGGCAAUAGCUGCCUUCGCAAUCGCACCCUUCAACCGCGCGAUUGUUAAUCUAGUUUGUUGGGCUGGGCCUACUGCCUACCACUUGAAAAUGUCUUAGUACUCGAACCCCAUUCAUUUUUGACCGGCCGGCUAUAAAGAGGAAAAAAUCCAGAACUACCGUUAUUUUAAAAAAACAACUAGCACCGUGCCCGGCCCUUGGCCGGGUAAGUUUAACCAAAAAUUGAUGAAAAAUAUCAUUCUAAAAAUAUAAUAAGAAGAAAAGAAAUACCAAUGAAAACCUUUGGCAUAGUCUGAGCCCUGAGACAGUUACAUGCCCCUUAAGCGCUAAGGCUGCGCUGGAGAUAAUUAGUAUAUAAAUACACACCAAUGGCUACUAUAAUUACAGCCGUUGUUCAUUAAAAAGCAUCAUCAAUUGUCUUCUAUUCUUCUCACGGCGGCUAGUAACUAAAAUCAUGUUUAAUGUUAUCAAAUUAUAUCACCAGAAGUUUUUAUCUUUCUCCGAAACAUUGCCAUAUAGUGCCUCUCUUGAUAUAGAAUUUAGAGCCAGACAAAAUUGGUCCCUGAACCAUAGACUAGGAAACCGGAUCGUACUGGCCGGUUCAACCGGUUCAACAGGAAAUUGGACCAAAAGCGGCACGGUGGGCUGAUUGUGUUGAUUUUACCGUGCCGGCCGGUUUUUUCGGUUUGAUCGGUUGAAUCGGCCUGUACGAUCCGGUUUCCUGGUCUAUGAUUCAGCAUCAUUUCUCCGUAUUCUCGUUCAAUAUGUGGAAAAUAAUUAAAAAAGAAUAUUAUUUUGCUAUUUUUCUAUGUUGAAAAUGGGUCACCGUGGUUGUAUAAUGCUCUAUUUGGUUCUUUUUUUGAUGGAUUAUAUUUUUUAUACUAUCGCAUUUCAUUUCUCCAUCAAUAGUGAAAAACGGUAUUUACCGGUACAAAACGGUUGAACCACUGUCGUACUACAAAAUACCAUACCAGAAAGGAAUCCGGUAUGAUGUCCGGUACGGUUUCCUUUAACAUGCCCUGAACUCCCUUCCAUUACAGGCCAUCUUAUUCUUACCUAAAACAGAAUUCACAACCUAACUCGUUUCCUCAACUUUUUUAUUUACCCAAAUGUAAACUUAAAGUCAUCAAGGGACUUGAUCACUUACCACGAAUAAAUUCCUCAGCUGGCGGUCAUAGAUAUCAUUCACGCCCGCCGGAUCGUUGACCUCGGUGACGUAGUCCUCACUAUCGGCCAGGCCGAGGUCGAGAGCAGUGGCCAGCUCGUGGUAGCUCAAUAACCGUGGUACACCGCCGAGCCGGAACUUGACGGCGUUACUGUCUGUCCAACUCUCUGUGGAUGUGUGCUUGAAGGUCGUGUAGAACUCCAGCACGGGCUCGUGGUAGACCUUCUCGCGGAUGGAGAGCAGACGGCGCCACGGGCCGUUGGUGACGAUAGCGGCCAAGUGCUCAUAGCAGUGGAACUGCUCAAACUCUCGCCUGGACCAGCAGUGGUGCUGUCCAAACGAGCAGGCCAGGACCUGCUUGAACCGAUCCUGGUAGGGGCCCCGCUUCAAAUCCCGAAUGAACGGGUCCUUGGGGUCGGGUUUCGUAAUGGUCCUACAAAAGAACAACCCAAAUUGGAACCAAAAGAGCCAAAUAAAAGGUUAAUCACACCCCCACACUUAAUAACAGAAAACAACCCACCAUGGUUUCAUCCAUAGUUCGGGGGUCAAAAACUCGAUCAAUCAAGCAUAAUCCAUAGCAAAUACACCCUCAAAGCACAUCAUUGAGGGCCCCAACCGGUCCUCACAACAUUGCAUGCAAAACAGGCAUUUCAUCGAACAUCUUGUGUGCACUAUUAAGGUAAGCAUGAAAUUGACAAAAUUCUUGCACUAUUAAGGUAAGAUAUAAUAGCAAAACAUAGGUCAGAUUAAAUGAAACCUUGCGUUUUGCCUCACUCCCUCUCGCUGGACAACUUACAUCUCCGGCUGGGCCAAACAAAGCCCGCCUAACUCAGGGCGGCCCAAAUACGGCCCCGAAUAAGAUAUGGUGAGCCUCCUGUACGGUAAAUAUUCCUGCAUUUUGUGCUGGUCACUUUCAGCUAGACAACUGACUGCGAUCCCAGGCCCAGCAUCAACUUCUCCCUCUGACCAGCCUUUGCCAGCCUUUGAUGUCUGCCGUGGUGACGCCGCUCAAUUCCUUGACUGCACGUCAAAACCAAAACCCAGCCUCGGAAUCAGGAUCCGCCGAUUCAGCUUCUCUGCUUCCAAAACCCAGGUUCGACUGAUUCUCCACUUUGUUCCCGUUAUAGCGACCUUUUGCCGCUUGAAUCCCCAAAUCCGUCUGAUUGAUGUUCUGGCUUUGUAAUACACACACAUCAGUUUCCAGUAUGCCUCUCCAAUUCGAGCUAUUCGUCGUCCUUGCCUUCCCAUGGAAUCGUUUCCCUCUUUUUCUGAUAACCACCCAUCAUCACAAUAACUCAUCUUUCAAUCCUCCCCCAAACUAUUUCUCCCCUCUCUACCACCGCAUCUCCGAUUUCCCACCACCACCACUUCCAUCAAGGCCCCGUCAUCUUUGUCGUCGUCAUCGACUCCAGCCACCAGCCGCCUACUUCCUCCUUCUCCAACGGCAAGAUAGGGUUUCUAACUGCAUCUUUCCUUCUGUAAACCCUAUUUAGAAUUGGGGUUGGAACUUGGAAUCGGCAGCAGAGUCAGUUUAUAGUUUCUGCUUUCAUUGUAACAUUGGUUUUCUUUCUUUUGUUGCAUGCUUCAAUCUCCCCAUUCUCAUGACCUCCUCGGUUUAGGGAUUCAAUUGGGUUGUUGUGUUGCUUUGUUCUCGACCCAAUCCUAAUUGGGGCCAAUCCACAAUUUCUAAACCAAAAUCCCACGUCAAUGGCAGAGACCUCUUCCGUCGUUUCUGUUUUAGAGGAUUUCUCGGCUGCUACUAGGGAUUCGUCAAGUUUGAUUGCAACAGUGUUCUUUUUCAAUUAGUGUGUGCUUCACUUUCCUCAUUUUCAUGAGCAGGUGAUCAGCAACGGUAGACGCGAGCAGAUGAUGGAAUUCGAUAGACGCGAGGGAAUUUUGAAUUGUUUGAUCACUGUCUAUGGAAUAUAUUACUACAUAUAUGACUGUCAUCUUACAGGUACUCGAAUAAUAUUGUUUCCUAAAAGAAUCCGUAAUCCCUUUCGCAUCUCUGUGCCUAAGGUGAAAACUAUUUCCUACACUUCAUAAUCUAACUCCAGGCCGCUUUUGUCUCCUAGAUUGUGUCUUUUGUUGUUAGCCUCUGUAGUGACAGCCACAUAAUUUAGUUACCACAUAAGCUAGCUUUCGUUCAGUUCCCUCAGAAAUUUCACAACGUGAGCAAGAAUGAUAUCUAUGACCGCCAGCUGAGGAAUUGAUUCGUGGUAAGUGAUCAAGUCUAUUGAUGAGUUUAAGUUUACAUUUGGGUAAAUAGAAAAGUUGAGGCAAUGAGUUAGGUUGUGAAUUCUGUUUUAGGUAAGAAUAAGAUGGCCUGUAAUGGAUGGGAGUUCAGGGACCAAUUUUGUCUGGCUCUAGAUUCUAUAUCAAGAGAGAGGCACUAUAUGGCAAUGUUUCGCAGAAAGAUAAAAACUUCCGGUGAUAUAAUUUGAUAACAUUAAACAUGAUUUUAGUUACUAGCCCCCGUGAGAAGAAUAGAAGACAGUUGAUGAUGCUUUUUAAUGAACAAGGGAUGAAAUUAUAGUAGCCAUUGGUGUGUGUUUAUAUACUAAUUAUCUCCAGCGCAGCCAGCGCUUAAGUGGCAUGUAACUGUCUCAGAGCUCAAACUAUGCCCAAGGUUUUCAUUGGUAUUUCUUUUCUUCUUAUUAUAUUUUUAGCAUGAUAUUUUUCAUCAAUUUUUGGUUAAACUUAACCGGCCAAGGGACGGGCCCAGUGCUAGUUGUUUUUUUUUAAAUAACGGUAGUUCUGGAUUUUUUCCUCUUUAUAGCGGGCCGUUCAAAAAUGAAUGGGGUUUGAGUACUAAGACAUUUUCAAGUGGUAGGCAGUAGGCCCAGCCCAACAAAAUAGAUUAACCAUCACGCGGUUGAAGGGUGCGAUUGCGAAGGCAGCUAUUGCCAAGUGGAAUCAGGGGAGAAACAAAAUCUUUAUUCGCCGGCAGCUCUCGCCGUCCGCUUCCUCUUCGGGUGAGUUUCGACGGAGUCUUCUUUCUUCCCAACUUGGGUUUGGAAUGAUAGGGCUGACUUCAUUAGUUUCUUUCCGUUUUCAAUUUCUAAUAAAUCGACGCUGGAGUUCGUAAUGAUGACUGAAGCCUGAAGGUACUAUUCAGAUAGCGAAACCAUGUCGGAAUUGUUGAAUCAAUUCGAAUGCAUUCUCGAUUCCGAUCCCCUCAUCAACGAAGUAGGGUUCAUUCACCCUUCGCAAUUUACGACAUUAGAGAGAGAUCCUGAAGCUGGUAGCUCACGAUCGGAAGCCUCGGAUGCGCUGGAUGGUGGAGAUGGGAGCUUUCUGAUUCGAGAUCACAAACUGGGCAUUUACUCCGAGGUUGUUCUCCUAUUGUACAAGGCUGUCAGAGAACAAUUCAUGAAUGCAAUUGCAGAAUACAGGAACCUCGGCGACCCAUCUCUUCGUUCUGCUAAAGCUCUAGGAAUUGCGGUUAUGAAAUGCAGCAAAGCACUUGUGUUGUUAAGCCCUAAUUUCGGGACUGCUUGGAAUUCCAGAAAGUUAAUAGUAUCGAAGAAGACACAAACGUCAAUGUUCACUGACGAGCUCCGCUUGUCUGCCCUUGUCCUUUCCUAUUCACCCAAGAGCGAGCAAGCAUGGAGCCAUAAGAGGUGGGUGAUCAAGAAUAUGGCCAGAAAUCGUACAACUUUGCAAGAGAUUUUGAGGGAAGAAUCUGACCUGGUGGAGAAGAUAGCAGAGGUUUAUAUUAAUUUCAAGAACUGCAUAGUAGUGAUUCAUGAAGGUUUAACAACUUCUAAUACUAAAGAAGCAUACUAUUUUCGUGACAAUUGCAUUACGAAAUUUUAAAAAUUGGAAAAGAAAAGGGGAAAAAGAAAGCAUCAUCUUUGAAGUUUAUUAA
Messenger RNA from Linum tenue, 6220 nucleotides. The record is from the annotation of a GenBank genome assembly. Lineage: Eukaryota; Viridiplantae; Streptophyta; Magnoliopsida; Malpighiales; Linaceae.